CUCCCGCCGCUGGUCCGGAGCUGUUCGCCCGCUGGCUCCGCGUGCGCUCCGCGUCCUCCGCGUUUUUCCCGUUGUGUCCGUCUGUCGGUCCGUUCGCCAGUCCGGCCGGCCGGCCGUGUGUCCGACUGUCCGCUAGCGUGCGGUUAGUGAUCUCUGCUACGCUCCGCCACGCCGCGCAGCAGGCCUAUCCCCGUGUGUAUGGGCGGGCCCUGUGAUAUCGGCGCCAGGUGGAGUGAAGGCGCCCAAGACAGCCCCACCAUGUCGCACCACAGUGAUGAUAACAUGCUCAUAGCGAGCUCAGACUCCUUUUGGGAGCCAGGGAACUACAAGAGGACAACAAAGCGUAUAGAGGACGGAUAUAAGCUUUGCAAUGAGCUCAUUACUCUAGUACAAGAACGUUCAGACAUUGAAAAAACUUACGCAAAAUCUCUUAAAAGUUGGAGCAAAAAAUGGAAUGACCUCAUUGAAAAGGGCCCUGAAUAUGGUACAACAGAAGCUGCCUGGAAGGGAGUCCUUGUAGAAGCAGACAGAUUGUGUGAUCUUCAUAUUAAAGUCAAAGACAACCUCUGUAAUGAUGUAAUAACACAAGUCAAAACAUGGCAGAAAGAUAGCUAUCACAAGUCAAUGAUUCAAAUUAAAGAAAGGAAAGAAAUGGAAGAUCAAUUUAAGAAAGCACAGAAACCCUGGGCUAAGUUACUUCAGAAGGUCAAUAAAGCAAAAGCAGAUUACCACACAGCAUGUAAGACAGAAAAAUCCGCGGCUAACCAGGAACGAAAUGCUACAGGAGAUAGCUCGUUAUCACCAGACCAGCGUGCUGCCUUGGUCAAAAAAAUGCAAGAUAGAGUGCAGAAAGUUAAGGAGGAUGUUCUGAAAGGCAAGGAGAAAUAUGAUCUGGCCCUGCAAGAAAUUAACGCCCAUAACCCAAAAUAUGUAGAAGAAAUGACUGAAGUAUUUAGCAAGUGCCAAGAAAUGGAAGCAGAACGCUUACGGUUUUUCAAAGAGGUUCUCUUUUCUAUGCAAAAAUGUCUGAACAUUUCUAAUGACCCUGUCCUACCGCAGAUUUACGAUGAAUUUUAUCACACAGUUAAUAAUGCCGAUUAUGAGAAAGAUCUGAAGUGGUGGUCUAACAAUCAUGGUGUUAAUAUGGCAAUGAACUGGCCACAGUUUGAGGACUACACAGAGGAACUGCGGGAAAUAGCCAAGGCAAAGUUGAAGGACACCCUCCCGGCAAGUUCCAUAACUCUCAUCAAUCAACGGCCAGUCAGCGAGGAUUUGCAUGAGUUCCCGCCGGUCAAUCAAAGAAUUCCAGCCAAGAAGCCAGCUAGUCGAGUUAUUACAACUGAUGUCACUUCGGAUGAAAGAAAGACAUCCCCAUCAGCUGGAAACAAUUCCAAUGCAAAAACGUCGACAACACCUACUUCAGCACCUAAUAAUGAUAAGACAGAUAGUUCUAAUAAGACACCAACAAUCACGAAUGGCACACCGCGGGCAGAAGCUAAUCCCUUUGAAGAGGAGGAAUGGGAUGAGGAGGGCAAUGAGGCCCUUGUAGACAAUGGAGAGCCGGGGGUCCCUGUCAAGGCUCUGUACGACUAUGAAGGCGCAGAGUCUGACGAGCUCAGUUUCAAGCAAGGUGAGCUAUUUGAAAAGUUAGAGGAUGAAGAUGAGCAAGGCUGGUGUAAAGGACGGAAAGAUGGGCGUGUAGGUCUAUAUCCUGCAAAUUAUGUUGAAGUUGUUGCAUAAUAAACACCUCAUCGUUCAGAGUGCUAUUGUAUGUUGGAACAUUUACUGUGCUACUACAGUGUACUUACAUGAAGCAUCCAUCGUUUUUGUGUGGCUUCCUGGAACUUUAUCAGGGUAGUUAUUGGUGGUUUUUUUUCUUAAGCUGAAUUCCUUAGUUGGAAGUUAUGGCAGACCAGUACGGUGCACUGUCACAUUCUUUUGAAGAACUGUAGUGAUUGUGAGUGAUAGUUAAUUAUUAUGUGCAUUUAAUUUUGAAAUUGUUUGGAUUUUCUUUCGUUAAAUAGUAUUAAAUUCAUUUUGUGAAUGUGUACAUACCUGUUCAAGAAUGUUAUGACUUGGACCAAUUGAGUGGAUUUGAGUCGUUGGGUGGUGCUAAGUUAUGUUUAUUUCCAGUAACAGAAGUCGGCUAAGAAAGACUUGGCCAUGCUCAAAGAAGAUUGUCUUGUUGCUUGUUGAAUAGUCACAAAUAAAACCCCCCUUUUCCCUACUAGCAUUGUUAGUAACAAAAAUAGUGUUGUAAAUUAUCUUUGCUUGGAAAGCACUUCAUUUAUCUGCCAGUGGGAAGAGGGAAGAAGCUUAUGAUGAUUUAAACUCAUCUUCUUGGUUUAGUUGCAUAUUUCUUGUUAAAUGUGUAGCACUUUGAUAAAUAUAGACUUUGCUCAUAUUGUAAAAUCAAAGAUAUUUUAAAUAAAAAAUUGCUGAGUUUAUCUUGUCAAGAGCUUCAAUAUGGUCACAAAGGAUGUUACAGUCUUGCAUUUCUCUGCAAUGGCUGUUUCGGUAUUUAUGUUUUAGUUCUACUUUACAUUGGGUGCACUUUUGUGUGGGCUGUGGAAUAUGCUACCAUGUGUAAUUGCUGUUUCAUCUGUGUUGCCUGCUGAAAGUGGCUUUCAGAUUUUGGUUUUAUGGACAUUUAAAAGUGAUAAGCAGCACUGCAUUUUGAGAAUGUAAUUGUUUGAUUUGACCUGUUAAUUGUUGAUUAUUACCAUCUUUUAAAAUGCCUUCUUCACUAUUAUUUUAUCAAUACAGUAAUUGCAGCUCUAUAUUUAUUGAACAGAUCUGAUCUAUACACAAUAAAUCAGUUGUUUUGACUUUGCCAUUCCAUUUUAUGUAUGUUGAUGAAAGUGAUGGAUUGAUUCUACUUGACCUGUGCUUUCAACUCCUGAAUGUCAUUAUUAAACUUGAUUAUCUGCUGCUUGUGUAAAGAUGGCUUUAUUUUGUGAUCAAAGUGGUUGGUACCCUUUACUCAAAUUCAUUUAUGUGUAACCUGGUCUGUAUUAGUUUUAAUAAUGUGAUAUGGGUUUUGCAGUUUAGAUAUCCCUUAUUACUGUGAAAAAUGUGUCCCCAUCCCCUGUGAGUGUGAUGAGUGUGCCAGAUUGUAAUUUUUUCUCCAAAGUGCUUCUAAUUGAAGUAGGAAUGAUGUUAUAUUAUUAGUCACCCUGCUUUAUUUAUGUGCAAUCAAGCAAAUUACCGAAGAGAAACAUGUACAAUGUAAAUUUGCUUUCAAUUGUUUUAUGAGUUGACACUGUUAUCUCUAGGUAACAGAUUUCACUUCCAGUUUUUUUUUUCUUGAAAAUGAAAGUGACUGCAAAUUACGGUACAUUGUUAAAGCUUUGUACAAAAAUGUUUCUUUUUGCCAAACUGGUAAUUUUGGUCACACACAGUACAGCGUACUGCAUACAACAUUACUCUUUUGGAUUUUCAUAUGGUGUGAUUGCCUUUGUUUUAGACUUUCACAGUAACCUUUAUCUCAGAGCAGGGGACCAAGGCACAAUCUCUUAUCAUGCAAAAAUAUUCAGGGGCCACUUGUUUCUGGAUUUAGUACCAACUGUCCAAAAACUUGCCUUUCACUUAUGUACACAGUAAAGACCCUAGCCAUUUUGUUAAGCCUUCCACCAGCCCAGUCUCAGUAUGUAAUCUUUUCAUUAGUCCUUUAUAAGUAUCCCAUUUUUUCAUGUUAUAUAGAGUUCUCUUACAGUUCCUGCAGUAUUUAAUUGGUAUGAAUCAGCCCUGACCCAGUGAUUUGCCAAUGCAUUCUUCAUGUGACAUAAGGUAUGGGCAUUUUAGCAUCACACAAGACCCUAGUCGUAGAGUAAUAUGAAGUUAUUGAAAUUGGGUCACUUUGCAAGGAUUUAAAAUGCACAGUUCUUAUAGAAGUAAUGAGGAAUGUGUUCUGCCCUUUUACCUUGUAGAUUAUUGUCUAAGGAAUUUUGUUUGACAUUCCAGUCUGAAUCAUGUAGUGAAUGAGUGUGUAAUUGUAAUAUAAAUCAAAAUGCAGAAUGAUCUGCUGUGUGAAUGUGUACAGUCGUCAUAAAUUAUUUGUUUCUGAUUGAACCUCAUCAGUUUUAUUGCAAUAUGUUAUAUUUAUAAAUAGUUGGUGACUAUUGUUCUUGUAUAGUUAGAUAGUAAUGAGGUAGGUAAUUUUGCCUGGUCAGGUAUCUAAUUCAAGUGUGCUUCCAAUCAUUUCCGUACUGUAGAGUGAUAGAUUUGUCUGUUUUCUAUGUCUCAUCAGUCUCCUCGUACUUGAGUAAAAGUCUUGAGGUGCUGUCUAACUUUUACGGAUGUAAUUGUGGUUUGGCAGAUCAAGGUUCACAAGAGCUUAUGCAGGUGCAUAAUUCUGACCUUUGUUUUGUUUCACUGAUUUGAAUUUGAAUUCUAAAAUUAAUGUGAAGUAGAGGUCAAAUAAAACUGUAUACUACUAUUGUUUUAUCAAAUAACUGAAUUUUGUUAUCAAAAAACAGGUAUUUGGUUCUACUUUUUAAAUCUCAACAGGGAAUAAAAUAUCUAAAGCAAUAAUCACAUGAAAGCAGUUCAAAUUUCUAUCUCUUCUAAUAUUUUCUACUAGGAGAAUUGUUGACCACAGUAGGUUCUGGAGCACUUUCUUAUGACUGCUAAUAUGUUAAAAUUGUGAUACUUUUUAUCACUUAUGUUUACAUUUGUUUGGUUCUCAUAUUUACUACUUAAAAUUAAUUUUGAUUUUCCAUCUUAUAAAAUGCCUACCUUACCAAAACUUUAAGAGGCAUGGUAUAAAUAAGAUGAAUUACCCUUUAAAUUCACUGUAUUUGCGUCACAUACAUUUGUAUAUGUGGGUUGGUUUUACACAAUUUUGUUUUGUGUUUUCAUUUGGAUGAAAGCAAGUUCAUGAGUGUAUAAAACUUUUUGGGUGCCACUGUCAUACUGCUAGUCUGUUAUUCAAUGUGACAAAUGCAGCUUACCUUAGCUUCAAUUUCAGUGCACCUAGAUCUGACAAUGUUUUCACGCCAAUGAUUCAAGCAGCUCUUGUGGCAGCAAAAUUUUCUACAGAUACCUGUUAUUUCUCUGUAAAGUUGAUUCAUUUUAGAAAUUGAUUUUAUAAUUUCUGUUUCAAUACUUUGUGAACAGGUAUUUAGAUUGUUGUUGAAUAUGUUGUUGAUUACUUUAUUAUAUAAAAUUUAUUUACUUAGUAACUGUACAUAGCUUCUCAUUGAUGCUAUAUCUGACAAAUUAUUUGUAUUAUGUGGGUGUACAUAUGUGGACACUGGUUAGUGUGAUUUUCACCUGAAGUUGAUUUGUUGAGAUUUACAAAAUCAGGUUGCCAAAUUAAUGAUAUUAUUGUCUAGAUUACAUUGAAUCCUGAAAAUUAGAACCAACUGGAGACUCUGAUCUUCCUAAAACUUUUAAAAAGUGAUUGUAGUGAAUCCUAAAAGAAAAACCAAUUAAAAUCAUCAGAAUAAUGUAUCUAUUAAUGAGAUAAUUAAAACUACUUGUAAACUGUUA
Frankliniella occidentalis (western flower thrips) is the source of this 5493-nucleotide messenger RNA. RefSeq names its product protein kinase C and casein kinase substrate in neurons protein 1 (gene Synd). The transcript is spliced from 12 exons. Gene Ontology annotation, cellular component: plasma membrane; cytoplasm; endosome. The coding region runs from base 199 to 1740 and encodes 513 amino acids. The record is from RefSeq and is a predicted model, not a curated record. NCBI's taxonomy places the organism in Eukaryota, Metazoa, Arthropoda, Insecta, Thysanoptera, Thripidae. Gene Ontology annotation, biological process: cytoskeleton organization; plasma membrane tubulation; regulation of endocytosis. Gene Ontology annotation, molecular function: phospholipid binding; protein binding.